AUGAAGUACAUCCAAACUGACCAGAUUCUAGACAUCCCAGAGGGUGUCACCGUGAACAUCAAGUCCAGAGUGAUCAAGGUCGCUGGUCCAAGAGGUGAAUUGACCAAGAACUUGAAGCACAUCGAUGUCACUUUUGACAAGGUCAGCAACAGACAGGUCAAGAUCACCGUCCACAACGGUGACAGAAAGCACGUUGCUGCUUUGAGAACUGUCAAGUCGUUGGUUGCCAACAUGGUCACUGGUGUCACCAAGGGUUUCAAGUACAAGAUGAGAUACGUCUAUGCCCAUUUUCCCAUCAACGUCAACGUUGUUGACAAGGACGGUUCCAAAUUCGUUGAAAUCAGAAACUUCUUGGGUGACAAGCAAGUGAGAUUGGUUCCAGUCAGAGAAGGUGUCAGCAUUGACUUCUCUACCACUCAAAAGGACGAGAUCGUUUUGUCCGGUAACUCUAUCGAGAACGUUUCUCAGAACGCCGCUGACAUUCAGCAAAUCUGCCGUGUCAGAAACAAGGAUAUCCGUAAAUUUUUGGAUGGUAUCUACGUUUCUGAAAAGGGCUUCGUUGAAGUGGAUGCUUAA
This is a messenger RNA of Lachancea sp. 'fantastica', 576 nucleotides long. NCBI's taxonomy places the organism in Eukaryota, Fungi, Ascomycota, Saccharomycetes, Saccharomycetales, Saccharomycetaceae. The record is from the annotation of a GenBank genome assembly.